This is a messenger RNA of Chaetomium fimeti, 1329 nucleotides long. RefSeq lists its product as uncharacterized. Lineage: Eukaryota; Fungi; Ascomycota; Sordariomycetes; Sordariales; Chaetomiaceae. The transcript has 5 exons. The record is from RefSeq and is a predicted model, not a curated record. The coding region runs from base 1 to 1329 and encodes 442 amino acids.
AUGGGAGGCCCGAGCCCCGAUCCCGCCCUGGAUGGCGAGUCCAGAGUGGGCGAAAUUAUCGCUAUCCUCUCCGUGGCGAGCAUUCUGUCGACCCUGGCCGUCACAUUGAGGUGCUAUUCUCGCGCCGUCAUCCUUCGGUCCUUUGGCUUGGACGACGCCGUCAUAGUGCCAGCACAGAUCUUAACGUUGGCCUCAGCAGUGGCGAUUGGGCUCGAAUCGAAGUAUGGCCUUGGCCGCCAUGUCUGGAUGAUGCCCGAUGAACAUUUCGUGCCUUACAUGAAGGCAGAGGCUUCCGAUAUUAACAAGAAGCAGUCCUUUUACAGCUCCAUCGCCGUUUACAACGUGGCGGUCUGUCUGACCAAGAUUUCCAUCCUGCUCCAGUACAAACGCAUCUUUUCGAACACGAUCCUCCGAAAGAUCAUCAUAUUCGGCCUGUGCUUCCUCACCUGCUGGGGCAUUACGCUCUCCUUCCUCUUGCCCAUGGUCUGCAUACCCGUCGCUGCCUUUUGGGACCCCAACGUGAAGGGAUUCUGUCUCGACAAUGCUACCAUCUGGUACGUUAUGGCAGGCGUCAACGUGGUAACGGACUUUGCCGUCUUCACGAUGCCCAUCCCUGUCAUCAGCUCGCUGCACCUGCCCAAAAAGCAAAAGGCGAUGCUGCUCAUCGUCUUCACGCUAGGUAUCUUCCCUUGCGCCGUCUCCAUCUACCGCAUCCGCACCCUCAGCGCGGCCGCCAAGUCCACCGACCCUACAUGGGACAACGUCGACGCCGCCACCUUCUCCUUCCUCGAGCUCUCCGUCGGCGUCAUCGCCAUCUGCCUCCCCACGAUACGGCCCGUUCUCAUCCAGACCAUGCCCCGCAUCUUCGGCUCGCUGCUCCGCUCCGCCGGACAGUCGGCCGGCACGGGCCCGAAGGGGAACCGCGGCAGCCGCACCCCCUUUGGCGGACCCGGCAGUGGGGCCGGAGGCACCGGCGCUGCGUCCUCUGGGGCGCGCGCAUCCAUGUUCAAGGGGACUACCCUGCGCGACACGGACAGCACCGAGGAAUUGCGGCUGGAGGACGAGGAGAUGGGGUUGCCGCGCAGCAGGCUCGGCAACGACAUUGAGUUUGAGGAGUUGGAUAAGGGGGUGUUGCCACAAGAUCCGAACGGGAAGAGGUAUAGCGUGAGUGUGGUGGCGGGCUGGGAGCCGUCCAGCUUUAAUCAGGUGUCGGUGGAGGGCGGGGACGGGAUCAAGACGACGACGGUCGUGACACAGAAGGUGUCGUUUGCGGGCAUGCUGGAGGAGGAGGAGGGGGCCAGGAGGCUGGCCGACAAGGGCAUGUUGUGA